CUUGAUGUUAACUCGAAGUCAGAUUUUCCGAUGAUAAUUCUACGUCACUGCACUAGGCUUGCUAUCGAUUUUGAUGCCUAUGCUUGUCAUGCCUGGGGUCAUGAUGUCAUAACACUAUUACGUCAAAACGAAGAGCUGAAGGAAGCACUAGCAUAUCUACUUCUACGUUGCAAAGCACACAUGUCACGUGCACUGAGAAUGAAGGAAGCCAUGGAGCUGCCAGCAAGACGGUUACAAUGGCCAAGGGUCCUUCACAUAGCCCAAUGCUAAGAAAGAGUGUGACUACGUCAGGUCGACCAGCUCCUUCACCCAGAGAGUCGGAUGAUGCAAAGUUAGAGGAUGAAAUCAAUUUAUUUCAUCUUAAGAUGCUCAUGGAAACGUUUCAGCAAGCUGAUGAAAAUGGCAGUAAUGGUUUGGAUGUCGAUGAGUUCUGUCUUGCGUUUGGAGAUAUACUUGGCAAAGGAAAGAAUCGUCAACAAAUGAACUUUAUGUUUAUGAAAAUUGACAGCAACUGUGAUGGUACAAUAGAUUGGGAUGAGUUUUGUACCUACAUGUUGCUACAGUAUCAAGAAAAAGAUGGCAUGGGAAGCACUGACAGAGAUAAACCAUUCCCCCGACCUCUACGUAUUAUUCAAAGUCCUCACCAUGAUGUAGUCAGCUGCAUCUGUUGGCUUCAGAACACUCGUCGUGUUGGUGGUGAUGGGCCUAUUGAAGAACACAAAAUGAAGGACGGCCGUUACGUGAUGGUUAGCAAGGAAGGAACAGCUUGCUUCUGGAAUAGUGACAUGGUUCUACAGAAAACAGUAACUUUGGAUUAUCCGACUCACAAGAAGAUGUGGGUCACUGAUUGUAUUGCUCUUAGUAAUGUCAACAAAAUUGCUAUUGCAACAACAGAUCAUGAUCUCUGCUUUUAUGACCUUUCUGCUGGUUUGUGUGAAAGGCAGUUUCAUGUCACUACUCUUCCUGGUGCUAUACAGCACAUGGACUAUUGGUUUGAUCUUCUUAUACCAAACCAUAGCAUUCUCACUUUUGGCGACACAGGUGGCAAUGUGGGAGCAUUUACUUUUCACAAAGCAACCCAGGGUCUUUUUGCAGCAAAGAAACAAGAAAAUUGCAUAAGGAUUCCUUUUAUUGAAUUGUUGAAAGGGAAACGAUCUGUUCUGUGCACUGCUGUGCUAUUUGAGAAAGUGCACAGUGAUUGGACAAAGAAGGUGAUGUACUCGCGAGCACUGGAUUCAUUCAUUUCUUGUUCGUGUGAUUCUGAUGCAGCUAUUGUGUUAGGUCAUAUGCAUAGCACAAUUGGCAGGACUCAGUUUAAAAUUCCAAAAGGAGUGAAUUCAUUUGAUUAUUCUGAAGAUUGGAAUUGCAUUGUCACCGGAGGAAUUGAUAGAAUUAUUAGGAUGUGGAGUCCUCAUGUUGUCAGUAAACCAACUGCUGUGCUGAAAGGUCACAAUGUGGCUAUCACACACAUCAUAAUAUGUAAGAAGCGAGCCCACAUUUACAGCAUAUCAAAAGACAAAAUGGUCAAGGUUUGGGAUUUACGUGGUCAGCUAUGCAUUCAAACUAUGUCCAGGUUUCAAAGUUUGGGGCCAGCUCCAAUAUCUGGUCUUUUCUUCAAUGAACAUAAUCGCACCAUUGUAAUAGCUGCUAGCCAGAUUGGGGUGCUUGAUGGUAACAGCUGUGAUCACUCUGAUGGCCACAUUACUAGUCAUGACAAACCUAUUCGAGUUGCUCUGUAUAAUGAAAACUUCAGCCAAGUUGUGAGUGGCUGUGCAGGUGCUGUGGUGUGUGUGUGGGACGUGGAAACAGGAGAAAAGGUGAUUCAGUUCUCUCGAUUGCAUGGUGAUGCAGAGAUCACAGCUAUGGCAUUUGAUCCCACGGGAAGACGGUUAAUAACAUCUGGUCAAGAUGGGACUGUGAAACUCUGGAACUUCAACAAUGGAGCAUGUUUGGGACAGCUAGAUUCACCAGAUAAAACAGAGAUCACAUCAAUUGUCUGUCCUCGGGGAAGAAUUUGUACUGCUGGUUGGAGUAGACGAGUUGUUGUUCACCGUGAUGUGAGGGAUGGACAAUUAGACAUUCCUCCUCGAAUGUGGCAAAUUGUUCACAAUGAGGACAUUCUCUGCAUGUCACUAUGUGGUUCAAGCCUCCUUGCAACAGCAUCUUAUGACGGUGAUAUUCUUAUAUGGAGUUUGGACAUGGAAACCAUUUACUGUCAGUUGAAUGCCAAUGGAACAAGUGAAACAAUCAUGGGAGGUCCAAUGCCUGGGAAAGCUACAUUGCACUCAUUCAUUCGCAUUCGUUCAUUUAUGGAAACACAGUUCAUGCCAAAUGAGGAAAAACCUUCUAAAAUGAAAGUUGUGUUUCUAAAAAAAAAUGCUUCCAGGAGAUACUCUGUGGCUGCUGACCUGGUGUGCACAAAAAAUGAAAACAAUAAAGACAAACAUAAACCUCAGCCAUUUCAAAGCAAGAAUCUGCAGGAGAGCACUGACAUUUCUCGUCUUUUACAGUCAGCUGGUGAAGUGGCACUCCAUGGACGAGGACGACUACGAAAACGAGCAUCAGUUCAAAUUCCAGCAUCAGAAAGAAACAUUUCUGGUGGAGUAGAAGUUGAGUACGGAAACAAAUCAACAGUCAAUGACAAACAGUCAAGUGAAACUUCAUUCUAUCUACAACAGAACAGUAGAGCUAUUGAGCAAAUCUUGUUUCUUGAAGCAAGAUUACAAGACAGUGACACGGCAGUUGUAGUUGCUGCAGGUGCAGGAGGUUGGGUGCGUUUCUGGAAUAUCUACGGCAGUGGCUUGCAAGGAGAGUAUUUAGGUUUACAUCAUGAUCAUCCAGACUUCUCAUCUGUUUCUGCACUGGCCACAGACCCAGAUAAUAUUCUGUUGUACACAGGAUGCAGUCAGGGAUAUAUUAAGGUGUGGGAUAUAUCUGACUAUUGUAUCAGCUCCAGUGCUCAAAAACAAAGCUGCAAUCCACGAAAGCUCUCUCUUUAUGUACGCCUGCUGAUAUGCAAAAUAGCGUACAAAAACAGCAAGACUCCCUUGGAUAGACUAGUUGCCAAACCCAAGUUGACAUCAAAGUUCAAACAACCGCCUAUUCUAUGUUCUUGGCAUGCUCAUGUUAGAAGUGUUACGAGUCUCAGUUAUAACAAGGAAAGAGAAUGUCUAGUUACAGCAUCAGCAGACUGUACUGUUAGACUCUGGACGGGAUGUGGCCGAUACAUAGGUACAUUUGGUCAAAAAACUGUAUGGAGGAUACCUACCGUUUCUGCAUCCACAUCAACUCCCAUGCCAGAAGGCAUUCCCAAAGAUGUUGAUCAUAUCGCCUCUGAAUAUACUCUGAAGACUGUGUCUGGUCCCUAUGCUACACGCUCUCAAUGGGUUUUGGCACGGAAUAUUCUCAAAACAAUUCAUGCAAUGGGACUAAGCAACUCUAGACGGGAACACUUUGGUACAGAACAAUCAGGAACAAAUGGUGCUUUCUUAGACAAGCAAACAAAUGAUGAUCAUGAACAACUGAAGAUGCAAAAUAUGCAAGCUUUUGUAGACAUGCGCAAAUGCCAGACAAGGGUCAAGAAAUCAUAUCAGCUGCCUAAGCUGCGACAUGAUGGGUUCGGAAAUUUCGUCAUUUACCCAGAACUGCACAUUGCUGAACUAGAAGAUGUGAAAAUGCCCCAUACCGGAACAACUGGUACCUCUCUAACAUCAAUAGUCCAGUCCUUGUGGUUUCCUAAAGGAUUGGAUGCAAGCAGAGUAGCCAAAAACAGAUGUGGAGCACUCAAGUCUCUUGUGCAAAGAUCAACAUACAAAGGAAAGUCAAAGCCAAAGUUCAAUGAGCACAACCUGUUUAAUAUUCCAACUGCUAAAGAAGCCAAAUGA
This is a messenger RNA of Corticium candelabrum, 3884 nucleotides long. RefSeq names its product WD repeat-containing protein on Y chromosome-like. Gene Ontology annotation, molecular function: protein binding; calcium ion binding. The transcript is spliced from 23 exons. The record is from RefSeq and is a predicted model, not a curated record. The coding region runs from base 237 to 3884 and encodes 1215 amino acids. NCBI's taxonomy places the organism in Eukaryota, Metazoa, Porifera, Homoscleromorpha, Homosclerophorida, Plakinidae.